AUGUCCUCCAUUGUUAGAUAUUUAGACCGGUUCCUCAUAGCUUUUGCCAAACGCGCCUCAACGACAGAGGUUUUUCAAGACCUCGCAAGGGGCCUAGCUAGGCCCAGCGAAUGCGAAGCAGUGGCCGACGACUGCGGGAGGACCGAAGGAGGCCGCCAACAUCGACUGCCGAGAAAAGUACCGAACAAACCCUCACCGAACCCGAUGGCAACAAACGAAGAGACCAACGCUAACGCUUUGGUGACCCAGACGUGGUCGAGUCCACCGGAAAGACCAGAGGCGAUCCAGGUCUUGAUCUUGGGCGUCGAAAGAUACGACCCAACUCAAGUUCAGGUGCUCGAGGACUACCUGACCCAGCAAUGCAAUCAGGCCUUCUACGACCCCUUGGCGAACUUCGCCACCUUAAAACUGUAUCAAUUUAACCCUGAUCUGGUCCCCUUGGCCGCUGAGGACCCAAGCAAUCCCAUCGAAGCUAUCCAUGACUCGAUCACUAUCAAGAUCCUUCUCUUGAGUAUCGUGCAUCGACCGUUCGAUAGUGACUUUAACUUAUGUUUAAGUCUAUGUGGCGAUAGAAUGUCGAGUUUGCUGACGCCCCAGGCGACAUUAAACCUGAUUGAACUACUAUCGAAGCUAUCGCGAACGUUGCAGACACGGCAGUUCAUGAAGUUCUGGGCAGAUCUCAAGUCAGAAGAGUAUGAGCCCUUGGGCCCAGUGGUAGGCAGCAUUGGCCAAUUUGCGGAGCUGGUCCGACGAGCAAUCGGCCGCAGCGUCGCCAGCUGCUUCCGGUCCAUCGACCGCACCAGGCUUGCCGCCUACCUCGACCUCAAGGAUCCCGCCCUCCUCCAGGACUGGGUCCAAACUCAGGCUUGGUCCUUCGACGGUGACAAGGUUGUGAUCCCUAACAACUCCGAUAAUUGUCCCGUCACAGUUGUCAUUAAGGAAAACACUACCAUCGACGAUUUGCAACAAUUCAUCACCAAAUCCAUCGUUUGUUAA
Molecule: messenger RNA, 996 nt
Organism: Puccinia triticina
Lineage: Eukaryota; Fungi; Basidiomycota; Pucciniomycetes; Pucciniales; Pucciniaceae
Exons: 6
Coding region: 1-996 (331 amino acids)
Biological process (GO): regulation of translational initiation
Cellular component (GO): cytoplasm; eukaryotic translation initiation factor 3 complex
Molecular function (GO): ribosome binding; translation initiation factor activity
Source: RefSeq, a predicted model, not a curated record